Pseudogymnoascus destructans is the source of this 1935-nucleotide messenger RNA. RefSeq lists its product as uncharacterized. Gene Ontology annotation, biological process: carbohydrate transport; transmembrane transport. Gene Ontology annotation, molecular function: carbohydrate:proton symporter activity. Gene Ontology annotation, cellular component: membrane. The coding region runs from base 95 to 1783 and encodes 562 amino acids. NCBI's taxonomy places the organism in Eukaryota, Fungi, Ascomycota, Leotiomycetes, Thelebolales, Thelebolaceae. The transcript is spliced from 3 exons. The record is from RefSeq and is a predicted model, not a curated record.
CACGUAUUUCGCAUUCACUCCUUUGACAGCACGGGGAUCUGCAAUCUAUUCUCUACUCACUGCACAACUCUGAGAGUCGCAUGAGUACGCCAUCAUGGCGACAGACGCAGUCAGCACCGCCGGCGGUUCGCCCGUUAAGUUCUUGGGCAUGGCCGGCCGCCCUCUCGGUCUCGCCAUUUCUACAAUCGCGACCACUGGUUUCCUGCUCUUCGGAUACGAUCAGGGUGUCAUGAGUGGUAUCAUCUCCGCCCCGCAAUUCAACACCUUCUUUCCCGAAACACAUGAAGACUCUGUCUACCAAGGAUUCGUCACUGCCAUCUACGAGAUUGGAUGUCUGGCUGGCGCCCUCUUCAUCCUUUGGGUCGGUGAUAGUCUCGGUCGCCGAAGAUCGAUGAUGCUUGGUGGACUUAUUAUGAUUCUCGGUGUUAUCAUCCAGGUUACUUGCAUGAAGGGACACAAAGCUACUGUACAAUUCAUUAUCGGCCGUACCAUCACUGGCAUCGGAAACGGAAUUAACACAUCUACCAUCCCAACAUACCAAGCCGAGUGUAGCCGAACCACUAACAGAGGUCUCCUGAUUUGUAUCGAGGGCGGUGUCAUCGCCUUCGGAACUCUGAUAGCCUACUGGAUUGACUACGGAUCUGCCAAGAGCUCUAUGGAUGACUUCACCUGGCGUUUCCCCAUUGCCUUCCAGAUCGUCUUCGGACUCGUUCUCGGCAUUGGCGCAUUCUUCCUGCCAGAGUCCCCACGUUGGCUCAUUUCACGUGACCGUCACGAGGAGGGUCUGUCUGUCAUUGCGGCACUCUACGAUCUUCCAGAGGACCACCCCCAAACCCAGCUCCAAAAGACUAUCAUUAUGGAGAGUAUCGCUGCUUCCGGCCACAAGGGUGGCAAGACCCCUUACUCUGCCCUCUUCACCAACGGAAAGACUCAGCAUUUCAGACGCAUGCUCCUCGGCUCAUCUUCCCAGCUUAUGCAGCAAGUUGGUGGAUGCAAUGCUGUCAUCUACUACUUCCCGAUUCUAUUCCAAACUUCUCUUCAUUCUACCCACGACGAGGCUAUGUUGUUGGGUGGUGUUAACAUGAUCGUUUACUCUAUCUUCGCCACCGUCAGUUGGUUCAUCAUCGAGCGCGCCGGUCGCAGAAACCUCUUCAUGAUCGGUAGUAUUGGACAGUGUCUCAGCAUGAUCCUCGUCUUUGCCUGCUUGAUCCCCAAGACGCCAGCCGCUGCUAAGGGUGCCGCCGUGGGUCUCUUCACCUACAUCGCAUUUUUCGGUGCUACCUGGCUUCCUCUGCCAUGGUUGUACCCCGCCGAGAUCAACCCCAUCCGUACUCGUGCCCGUGCCAACGCCAUCUCGACCUCUGUCAACUGGUCCAGCAACUUCCUCAUUGUUAUGGUUACGCCUAUCAUGAUUACCAACAUCGGUUUUGGCACAUACGUCUUCUUCGCCGCCAUGAAUGCCUGCUUCAUCCCCAUCAUCUACUUCCUGUACCCAGAGACCAAGAAGCGUUCUCUCGAGGAGAUCGAUCUCAUCUUCGCCAAGGGCUUCGUCGAGAACAUGAGCUACGUCCGCGCCAGCAAGGAGCUGCCUUACCUUACCGACGCCGAGGUGGAGAAUGUCGCUCGCAGCUACGGCUUUGGUGAUGAGGAGCUCGGCGGUGCUACCGGGAUUGAGAAGACUGGUAACGAGAGCAGCAGCGGUAGCGAUAUGAGACACCGUGGUGCCGAUGCUGAGAAGACUGCCGAGGCUGCUGGUGAGGAAAAGGCCUCUGCUACCCAGUAAGAGUUGUCAAAAAAUUAACGGACGCCUAUGAAAGAACAUUGAUACCUUUUAGUUCAAGAUUAUAGAAAGAUAGACCAUACACAUAGAUUAAAUAAUGGCUUCUUAACAGUUUGUUUUCCAUGUCACAAUGUGAUGCAUCAAAUAUAUCUUAG